GGCGGAUCAAAUUUACCAAUCAAAAAGUCGCCCGCGAGUGGUGUGUCCAAAAGUCCAAACUCUCAUUACUUGAGGAACCCCCGUAUAUAUACGAGACAUACGAUGCGCCCUCGUGGUCGCAGACGCAAAAGCAGCGGGUCGAUUUUCCGUACAUCAACAGACAGCGGUGGUGGUACUGUCAGCGUUCUCAGCUGACGCACAAAAAGGAUAAUAGUACAACGUCGAAAAUGUCGUUUGGCGAGAAAAUAGCAUCGAUCAUGCAGAGGCCCGGACAGGACCCCGUCGCCAAGGACGACGUGCCCUGGUGGAUGAAGUACGCGGGUCGUGGACUCGGCACCGUAGGCAGCAUAAUUGCGAUCUUUCUCGGUGCCUGGAACUGCGCCGGUAUACUCUUGGGUCAGAUCGAUUGCUUAAUUAGCGGUAUGUGGCAGAUGGUAGCUGGUUUUCUGGUCGUAAUGGUCGAAGCGCCUUGUUGCUGCCUGUUCAUCGAUUUUGUACAGAAUAUAAGCGACUGGGUGGAGAAGAAGCCUUAUUGGAAUAGAGCGGCCGCUUACUGUUUAAUAGCAUUACCAGCAGUCUUCCUAUGUCCUGGACUGAGUAGCAUAUUUGGCAGCGGUUUAAUAUUUACAACGGGUAUAAUAUACGGAUUGAUGUCCCUGGGCAAAAAGGCACCUUUUGGCGAAAUGAGAACAGCAGCGAUGGAUGUUCAAGCUCCAUCAUCGAGCAUGCGGUCCACACUAGUUGAAAAUAUUCAGCCAAUCGGUGUUAGCAGUACCCCAGCUAGUAUUGUUUGAUCGUUAGGAAUUAAUUGGGUGAGCAAUCUAAUUUUUUGUUUUGUACGAAUGAUCAUCAAGUGAUAACUAAUCGUUUAAAUGAUCAAUAGUUUAAAUAAGUAAAUGAGCGUUGCGCGUUUCGUUUUACUCUAACGUCGAUACAAAUUGUAAUUUAAGCGUCCCAAUAAUAACUCCACAAGACAUUUAUCAGGACUUUGGGACAAGGUCGAAUACAAAUUGUAUCACGAACAUAUAAAUUCAAACGUGUUAUGAUCUGAGAAGAAAUCUAGAAAGCAAGUUCUUGAACUUUAAUACUUAGUACCGGGAUUUCUCUAUUUUAAUCCAUCUUCAUUUCGAUGUUUGAAACACAUUGAUAAGAGUUGUAUGCGCUUGUUAUAUCUUAUGUUUGUAUGAAAUGUUGUAUAUAAAACGGAGUGGGAUACAUUACGAAGACAGUAUAGAAAAAGAUUUGUUGCUUCAUUUUAAUAAUGCCAAAGUCAAAGACUGUCAUAGAAAAUGAUGUUCAUGGGCCUAGCUAUCCAAUAGGCCCAUCUGUCCAUUGUAUGUCAUGAAACGUUAACAGGCAGAACGGUAGAAAAUUGUAGAUGAUGUAACUUGUUUUAACGUAUGUAAUAUUAAAACGCUUUAUUUUGCAAACAAUUAGUUAAGUAAGUCAACCCGACAAAUGAAACUGAAUAAUACUUCCGCAUUUGAAUUGUAAAACACAUCGUUUUCAGAAUGUCAUACAAGAAGCGUGAAAGUUAUAAUAUAUUAGUUUGAUAUUCCUUUUAUGUAUAAUAUUACGUCUAUAGAUAAGCCUCUCUCUGCCAAAUGAAACUGUAUAUCCAUAAAAUUUAAAUGUGUUUGGAAACGCUAUUUGUAUAUUUAUGCGGUAUUACAAUUCUUAUUGUAGCAUUGUAAACUUCAAUUUGAUUAAGCCACAAAUACGUGCGCAGGGUGAGUUAAAUCUUUAGCGUUUGUAAUCUCUCGGCAUGUAAUUGUAAUCUAAGACUUUGAUGGAUGAAACAUUCCGUUUCAUUUUUCUUUGCUGCAUACGUAUUGGAGUUAUUUUAUUUUUAUUUUUUACAAUUAAAAUGGACUAGCGCAGUUAUGUAACGCGUUUAUAUCAAAGAAAAUUCACAUACCAUAUAUAUGUAAAACCAUCUUAUCGUGCGAUAUGGCAGAGGGACAUAAUAAUCCUUAUGAUUGGCACAAUUUCAUGUCAGGCGAAUUUUGUAUAAUCACGAAUUUGAAUAUUGCAUACAUACAGGUUGUGUUACUUCAUUGUAUUAAAUUUUAGUGAUAGGCUUCUUCAUCCUUCUCGAUAUUAAGUUAAAGUCAAGUCAAAGCAUUAAAGUCAAGUUUUCCUUAAAAAAAAAAAGAGAGAGUAGGUUGUAAGAGAAUUCCCAAAUAUCUACUAUAUUACUACGUGACAUAUCGUGUAUAUAUGCAUGUAUUCUUACGGAUGCCUAUACCGCACGAUUUCUAAUAGUUCAUUUAAACGAUUGAAAAUAUGCAUAUGUUAGAAAUUGUGAGCAAAGGCACUUAGGGCACUUAGCCGCAUGAAUAUUAGCUUCGUAUUGUUCUACCUGCGUUGCGCUUUCUAAAUUACUGAGAUUAGAUGUGCCAAAAGCGCUUGUUAAUCACCAUAGUCAUUAGCUGAAUUUUUUAUUCGUAAUAUCCGUGCCGAUAUAAACCUUUUCGACAUCGUAUACAUUUCUUUCGUAUUCGAAACUUAUAAAUUUGUAUUACAAAUUGUUCUCUCCUUAUCCCACACAUUCCUCAUAUAUGUUACUUAAUUUAUUUAAGAAAAAGAAACUGUAAGAUGUUGUAUUGUCGUCUGGCUUUUACUCGAUAAAUGAUUUAUAUUAGAGAAAUGAUUGCUCAUAAUAAAAUAAAUUCUUGUGAUCGAUGCAGUUACGUGCGUGUGCUGUCACACAAUAAGAGAAAUAUCGAAAGCAUGUAUGUGUCUGGUGUGUCAUUGAUUAUACAGGGUAUCUCACUUCCAAGGAACGAGCCGUUAAAGUAAUUUUUUAAGUAAAUUAAAGACCUAAUAUUAAAUCCUAAGAUGUCAAUGCAUCUCGAUAGUCUUUUAAAUUAUAAGCAAUUGAGAAUAGAUUUUUUUUCUAAUCAAGAAAUUAGAAGGAAAUGAGGAAAUCUCCAAGAGAUUAGAGAAAACACAGUUUUAAUCUUUGUUUUGUCUCAAGUAAAUCAUCAUGAAAAAAUGUGUUUAUCUGUUUCUGAAUUUUAACGUCAAAAUUUAAAUAGCUAUAUGUCAAUUAAUAAAAAUGUCUCGUUAUUUCUCGUUGAAGAAAAAAUUGAUCAAAUUCAUAAAUAGAUUUUAUCAUUAAUGAUUGAACGAUUGAUCGAUUGGCAAAAGUGGAAUAUCCUGUAUAUGCUACGUAUAAUUGCUGAGUAUUUUUUAUUUGAAUUCUCAAGAUUAAUCAGCAUAUAUUAGAAUAAUGGAAUGUAAUGUCCUCGCGAUUAAUAAAUAUAAUGAAGAGCAAAAAUGAGGUUUAGAUGUAAUGAGUAGAAUUGCAUUUGCACCAAGUUUUUUUUCUUCUAUAGCCUCGUCGCGCCUUCUCUUCCAGCAAUUGGUCGGAAAAUCGGUCGCAAGAGCGAUAGAGGAAAAACGAUAAUGAAUAAUGUUCAAUCACGCUAUAUUCGAGAUAGGAUAACAUUCUUGCUCUCCAUUACGUAACAAUUGAAGGAUAUAUGUGAUUAUUAUUCUAUUAGAGUGAUUCCGCAAUAUUGCUGUAUUCGUUGAGAAAAGUUAAUUAUGUUUUAAGUAAGUACAGCUUAUUUAAGAUAUAGAAAACCAUAUGUUCUCUGUGGGAGUAAAAAUUCAAGAUAUUGCAUAGCAAUGCGUGUGUUGGUUUCAUUCCGCUGGACUUGUAUAUUUGUCUCAUAAGCGCUCCUUUUCCAUAUAAGCCUCAUACAAAAAGCUUGCACCGAGAAAAAUGCGGAGAGAGAAGUUUACACAUUGGAAAGAUGUCCUUUUGUCUUGCGAAUGCAGUGAAAACUUUGUUCUUCGUUAAAAGUUUAGUCAACGCUACAAAUCGAUGUUCUUUGUUGAUUUAAUUAAAACGGUACUCUGUUUACUGUGUCGGCAAAUUCUGUUGACAAAACACUGCAAAUUUAAUGAGGACAUAAAUUGAUGGACAUGCUAAUCCGCGAUAAUUUCCAGAACGAAUGGAGAUUAAAUGUGUUGCCAAAUUGGAGAUAUACAUGCCAUUAAUAUUUCGUUAAAUAUCCAAUUCCUUUUCGGAAUAUUAAAUGGGCGGGCUUUUUUGCUGAAAAAAAUAAUUUUCCAAUUUAGAGCUAUCUCUCUCAGAUCAUUUUUCGAAUGGUAUGUAAACAAUGUUCUAGUAAUAAUAAAUAUAGUUCGAUGUAAUAAGUAAUAUAGGAAGAGAAUGAAUAAAUAGUGAAUGGUUUAUUUAUCAUUUGCGUUACUUUUUAAGGCUUAUUCGAGUAAACUUAAGUGGCCACAUGCAAUAUUGUACAUACAAAGAAAACAAAUUUGUCACGGAUGUAAUAGAAAUUGUAGUAUUUGAUUAGAUGCGUAAAUUGAUAUAAACAAAUUGUGCAUAUAUAUUAUCUGACAAUGCAAGUUAACAGGCAUACGUGACUAAUUAGUUGGAUUGGAUUGAAUUCAUUAUAAUUUAACAUUAAAUAGCUAAAAGAUGAAGAAAUGAAGGUAUAUUAAUUAUUAUUGAUAUAAUUGAUUAUGAAAAAUCGUCAUUCUAUUUAAAUCGAUCACUUAUACAAUCGAUCUAUAUUCUGUUAACGUGCAUGUGAGUAUUUUCUUUUGUUAGAAACACGAGGACCAGAGCUUAUCAGGUAAAAGUUUGAACUUUUUCCGGUCCGCCAUUUUCAGAUCAUGUUUCAAAAAUGUUCAAAUCAGUUUAUUAUACCUAUGCUGUUUAUUUAUUAAUAAAGGAAUUUAAUUCGAUA
Temnothorax curvispinosus is the source of this 4727-nucleotide messenger RNA. It is a transcript of the gene fwe, whose product is annotated as calcium channel flower. Bases 228 to 794 code for a protein of 188 amino acids. Gene Ontology annotation, biological process: vesicle-mediated transport. Lineage: Eukaryota; Metazoa; Arthropoda; Insecta; Hymenoptera; Formicidae. The transcript has 5 exons. The record is from RefSeq and is a predicted model, not a curated record. Gene Ontology annotation, cellular component: membrane.